AUGUCAACACUUGAUGAGAAUCGUGGCGAUGGUUCCGAUUUAGAGACGGCGGAGAAGAUAAUACUCCGGUGGGAUUCAACAACAUGUGAAGAAGCUAAAGAGAAUCUUAUUUUCCAAAGCGGUGGUGAUCGAGAUGAAGUAGAUCGCUACUUACGAGCCGUCGACGAAGUCCAAAGACACAUCUCUUCAAUCUCAGUCUCCGACGAAGUCAAACCAGCCACCUCAACGAUUCAAAUCGCCAUGGCUAGGCUCGAAGACGAGCUGAGAAACAUCUUGAUCUCUCAGACUUCGACUUUCGAACCUGAUUCGCUUCUCCUCGAUUCAUCGCUAUCUUCUUCCUCUUUCGCUUCUUCCUCCCGCACCGAGCUUGACGAUGACUAUAGCGUCACAACUUGUGACGAAGAUGAAGAGCAACAACAGCAACAACAAGUGGAUCUGAGGAUGAUCGGAGCUGGUUACUCACGCGAGUGUCUUCAGGUAUACGGAAACGUUAGAAAAACCGCCAUGGAAACGAUGUUUAAGCAGCUAGGGAUUGUGAAAUUAGGGAUUGGAGAUGUUCAGAGACUUGACUGGGAAGCUGUUGAAGUGAAGAUCAGGAGAUGGAUCCGUGCGGCUAAAGUUUGCGUUAGAGUAGUCUUCGCUAGCGAGAAGAGACUCUGUGAGCAGAUAUUUGAAGGAACCAUGGAAGAGACGACAUGUUUCAUGGAUAUUGUCAAAGGCUCUGCUUUGCAACUUUUCAAUUUCCCUGAAGCUAUAAGCAUUAGUAGAAGAUCACCUGAGAAACUAUUCAAGAUUCUUGAUUUACACGAUGCUUUAACAGAUUUGUUACCUGAUAUGGAAGAGAUCUUCGAUUCGAGUUCGUCCGAGGCUAUUCUUGUUCAAGCUACAGAGAUACAAUCAAGAUUAGCUGAAGCAGCAAGAGGUAUACUCACUGAGUUUGAGAACGCUGUGUUUCGUGAGCCUUCGGUUGUUCCUGUCCCUGGAGGAACUAUACAUCCAUUGACAAGGUAUGUGAUGAACUACCUCAACUUGAUCUCUGACUAUAAAGAAACGUUGAUUGAUCUCAUCAUGACCAAACCAUGCCGGGGUUUGGAAUGUACCAAUGAUAGAAACAAUCCCGAUAUGGAUAUCUCUCAGCUUGAAGGAAUAUCUCCGUUAGCUUUGCAUAUGAUUUGGACUAUGGUGAUGCUUCAGUUCAAUCUUGAAGAGAAGUCUUUGCAUUACAAAGACGAACCUUUGUCUCACAUCUUCGUCAUGAACAAUGUCCAUUACAUAGUUCAGAAGGUGAAAAGCUCUCCGGAGCUAAUGGAGUUGAUAGGAGAUAAGUAUUUAAGAAAGCUUACUGGGAUAUUUAGACAGGCGGCUACCAAGUAUCAGAGAGCCACAUGGGUCAGAGUUCUGAAUAGCUUGAGAGAUGAAGGAUUACAUGUGAGCGGAAGCUUCUCUUCUGGUGUAUCGAAAAGUGCUUUAAGAGAGAGGUUUAAAGCUUUCAAUACAAUGUUUGAAGAGGUUCAUAGGAUUCAGUCGACAUGGGCAUGA
Messenger RNA from Camelina sativa (false flax), 1539 nucleotides. The record is from RefSeq and is a predicted model, not a curated record. NCBI's taxonomy places the organism in Eukaryota, Viridiplantae, Streptophyta, Magnoliopsida, Brassicales, Brassicaceae.